AUUCAUACUUUACUGCCUUUACUGCUUUAAUACAGUCUUAAAAUUAUUUAUUUAGUACUUAUAGUUACCAAUAAUUAAUUAGUUUUAUAGAUCAUUAUUCAAUAAACAUUAUCAUUCAUCACAUAUAUCAUACGUCGUAUAUGUAGCCGUUACUGUUUGAGUUGUUUAGUAUAUAUUUUCCAAUGAUUUUAUAGUUAUGAUGCCAUAUAAGCCUUUUUAUUUACUAUUUAAUAUAAAUUAAAGUAGUGUACGAUUUUCUCUAACUGACCAUUAACUUAUUUAAGUAAAAAAUACAAGAUAAUCAUGAAUACACAUAAUUUUUUCAAUUUUGAUACAACUUGUAAUGAUUUUAUCUUAUUGUUAACAAAGAUGAAUAUUUGACAAAUGAAUUUCCUAGACAGUAUUCAAUUAUAAUAUCAUAUUUCCAUACAUUGUGGUGUGUACAUACAACUGUGAUUAUGGAUGAUGUUAAUUAUUUGGGUACAAACAACAAUGAAGACAAAAUAAAUACUUCAUAUCAUUUAUUAAGUAUAGAAAAUACAGAGAAACAACAUGUAAAAGUAUGCCAAGUAUUUUUAAGAAAAGUAUAUACACUUCUGAUACUUCAAUUGUUUGCAUUCAACUUUAUGGGAUUUUUCUGUUUAUUUACACCAAAAAUACGGUUUUUCAUUUAUAACUUUGAAUACAUGUUAUCUAUUACAUUAAUUUUUAAUGUGGCUGUACUUAUUUUUUUACAUAUGAAACGCAAGCAUUAUCCUGCUAAUCUUAUAAUUUUAAUAAUUUUUACUGUUAUAGAAGCUUGUACCGUAGGAAUUGUAGUCACGUCAUUUGAUUUAUUUAUACUGCUUCAAACAUUGUUACUCACCUUAGUUUCAAUAAUAGCAACAACAUUAUAUUUAAGUAAGACUAAGAGAGUGGGAUUAUCUUUGACUGAAUAUUGUGUUUUGCUAAUUAUCACUAUAUUUUCGUCCGGUGUAUUAGUACAAAUAAUACUAGGCAGUACUACAUAUGAACUCAUAUUGUCUAGUAUCAGUUCAUUAUUAUUUUCAAUGUUCCUUGUGCAUGAUGCUCAGAAAUUGAUGUGGAAAUUACAUCCUGAAGAUUAUGUUUUUGGUACCAUCAGUAUAUAUUUUGAUAUAAUCAAUUUAGUUCCUUAUGCACUUCAUAAAGUUUACAACUUCAGGCUAUAAAAUAUUUAAAAUUAAAAGACAUAUAUUUUUAUAUUGUUAUAUAAUUAUUUUUUACAUAAUAAUACAUAUAUUUUAAUUUAUAAUGCAUAUAAAUAAAAUAAUAAUUUAUAAAUAAAA
Messenger RNA from Aphis gossypii (cotton aphid), 1307 nucleotides. Its product is annotated as protein lifeguard 4-like. The record is from RefSeq and is a predicted model, not a curated record. NCBI's taxonomy places the organism in Eukaryota, Metazoa, Arthropoda, Insecta, Hemiptera, Aphididae. The transcript is spliced from 9 exons. Gene Ontology annotation, cellular component: membrane. Bases 459 to 1190 code for a protein of 243 amino acids.